Molecule: messenger RNA, 1316 nt
Organism: Papilio xuthus (Asian swallowtail)
Lineage: Eukaryota; Metazoa; Arthropoda; Insecta; Lepidoptera; Papilionidae
Product: cathepsin O
Exons: 6
Coding region: 102-1235 (377 amino acids)
Biological process (GO): proteolysis
Molecular function (GO): cysteine-type peptidase activity
Source: RefSeq, a predicted model, not a curated record
UUGUCAUUUAUCAGUAGUCAAAACUUAUUGUUUUCUUCGUGUGACUUGGACGGACGUGUUUUCAUUUUAAUAUUUUUAUAUUUAUUUCACUUAAUAUCAAAAUGAAGAAAUGGUGGAACUGGAUGUUAGGAAUAGCAUUAUUUUGUUUACUGUUUAUUGCAAUACCUUUAACAUUUAGUGGUGAUGAAAAGGAAAAAUUAAAACCCAUGUACGAUAAUUACAUUCAAAAGUUUAAUAAAACUUAUAAAGACAAUCCAGAGGAAUACGAAACGAGGUUUAAAUAUUUCGUGGCGUCCGUACGAGAAAUUGAACUUCUCAAUUCUGAGUCUAGAGGUCCGGAACAGCAUCGAGCUCGAUAUGGUCUGACUAAGUUAUCAGAUAUGUCGAAAGCCGAGUACAGAGAUGUCCAUUUAUCAGAUGAGAAACCACAUAAAAGAAGACAUAGAGAAAAUAAGAAUUACAACAAGAAGAAUAAUAAAACAAGCAACGUGUUUGAUAUAGAUGACGCAGAGAGUGAUAAUUCAUCCGGCAAUUCACCUCAUAACAAUAUUUAUAUUAUUAUCAGAAAGAAAAGAGCUACUUUGCCUUUAAAAGUUGAUUGGAGAGACAAAGGCGUGGUUGGCCCUGUCAGGGAUCAAGGUCUUUGUGGAGCGUGCUGGGCGUUCAGCACGGUAGGUGUCAUGGAGACUAUGGCAGCCAUGUCUACAGGGAAACUGCAGCCUCUAAGUGUACAGGAAGCAAUAGACUGCGCGGGGCUGGGAAACAGCGGAUGCGAAGGUGGCGAUAUCUGUCUGCUGCUGGACUGGCUGAUGAUGACGGACACGCCAGUGCUAGCCGACAAGGAGUAUCCGCUGAAGCUACGCGACGGCGUGUGCAAAGCUAAUGCCACUGGAACUGGUGUACGAGUCGAGAGCUUCACUUGUAAUGAUUUUGUGGAUACAGAGGAUAAGAUACUGGAAAUGAUCGCGACUCACGGCCCUGUGACGGUCGCUGUGAACGCUCUCACCUGGCAGAACUAUUUAGGUGGAGUUAUACAAUAUCACUGCAGCGGUGAACCACGUGACCUAAACCACGCUGUCCAACUGAUUGGUUACGAUCUGUCCGCUGACGUCCCUCAUUAUAUAGUGAAGAAUUCUUGGGGCAAAGAGUUUGGCAAUGCUGGCUAUUUGAACUUGGCUAUUGGUACUAACGUUUGCGGAUUGGCAAACGAAGUGGCAUCAGUUAAUAUCAAAUAAGACAUAGCCUAAUUAUUUAUGAUAUAAGAGAUUUUAUAAUCCAUCCAAGAUAAUUCUGCAUAGCUUAUAUAUAUAUAUAUA